AUGUCCAGAACGGAGCACCGCGGGGAGGAGGCGAUCACCAUCGCCAUCGCCGCCAGCGACGAUGGCGAGGCGAUCUGGGCGGCGGAGGAUGAGUACCAGAGCAAGCGGGCCCGGGGAUCUCAGGGAGAUCCCACCGCUGGCGGCAGGUCCUCCAGAUCCGGCGGGAAGAUCUUCUUCAAGACGAAGCUCUGCGGCAAGUUCAGAGCGGGGACCUGCCCCUACGUGACGACCUGCAACUUUGCCCACGGGAUGGAGGAGCUCCGCCGGCCGCCGACGAACUGGCACGACCUCGUCGCCGGCGAGGAGCACCAGAUUCCCACGCUCUCCUCCUCCGCCAACAACGCCGGCGACGGCGAGCGGCCAUACAAGGGGCGGCGCUGCAAGAAGUUCUACACCGGCGAGGGCUGCCCCUACGGAGAUUCCUGCACCUUCCUCCACGACGAGGAGUCCAAAGCUCGGGAGAGCGUCGCCAUCACCGUCGGCAGCGGCGGCGGUGGCGGCGGGUUCGCCGCCGGGUCGACUCAGAAGCCGACCAACUGGAAGACCAGGAUCUGCAACAAGUGGGAGACCACCGGCUACUGUCCCUUCGGCAGCAAGUGCCACUUCGCUCACGGAUCUGCAGGUGCGCCCCCAUGAAAUCUCUCCCCCCAUCUUCCAAAUCGAGAAUUCCGCCGCCGGACCUUCUUCAAUCCUGCUCCAUUUCGACGAUCAUGGUGACCUCCGAUCGUCUUUCUGGAACCAGAGCUGCACAAGUACGGCGGCGGCCUGGUGGAGGCGGAGCGUAGGGAGUCCUCCACCGCUGCGGCGGCAGCGCCGCCGGCGGCCGGCGUCUCGUCGUCGAAGGCCCCGGCGGAGCCGCCGCUGCCGCCGUCAACUGCUUCCGGGGGCACCAUCGCUGCCGCCGACGUCUACCACGUCGGAGUUCCCGCCGGGCAGCGGCCCGCGGCGUCCGGCGGCGGCCGGAGAGACGGUCGGCGGCCUCUGGAACUGUGGAGGGGCCCCGGGAAGAUCAGCCGGAUCUACGGCGACUGGAUCGACGACAACGAGUAG
Messenger RNA from Spirodela intermedia, 1050 nucleotides. The record is from the annotation of a GenBank genome assembly. Lineage: Eukaryota; Viridiplantae; Streptophyta; Magnoliopsida; Alismatales; Araceae.